AUGGACAACCAGCAUGAUCCCUUCCUCGACCCGUCGCCGCCGCCUCGCGUGGCGUCGUGGCGAGAGACGGCGGCCGGGAUCCUCGCGCUGGCGCCUGCCCUGUUCAUCGGCCAGCUCGGGUGGGUCGGCAUGAAGGUGACAGACACGGCGCUCCUCGGGCACGUGGGCACGCACGCGCUUGCGGCGGCAUCGCUCUCUGACCUGUGGACCAUGGCCUCGGGUGUACUGAUUCAGGGCCGCGUCCUCGGCAUAUUUGUCGGCAACGCCGUCGGCGCGGCAAAGGCGGGGACCGCGCCGUGGCAGCUCGCCGGCGAGUGGCUGCAGGUGAGCGUUGCGGUGCUCGGCGUGAUUUCGUGCUUCGUGAUGGGCCUCUGGGCGGCGACGGGCCCCGUGCUCCGCCUCACUCGCGCGGACGCCGCGCUGAUCCCCGACGCCUCCUACUUUUCGCUCGUGCUGCUGGCCUGCAUCCCGGCGCGGGUGCUCUUCUCGCAGCUGCAGCAGUACCUUUCGGCACAGAGGAUCGUCAAGCCGGCCGCGGCC
Molecule: messenger RNA, 540 nt
Organism: Emiliania huxleyi CCMP1516
Lineage: Eukaryota; Haptophyta; Isochrysidales; Noelaerhabdaceae
Exons: 1
Biological process (GO): transmembrane transport
Cellular component (GO): membrane
Molecular function (GO): antiporter activity; xenobiotic transmembrane transporter activity
Source: RefSeq, a predicted model, not a curated record